CGGAGGGGGUCAUAGGUGAGGAGGAACAGAAGCCGACCAUGGCUGUGGAAAGCGCUCGUGAUUAUGCGGCGGUUUUGUUGAGAUCUUUAGUAUCAGUGGGAACAUCGGUGGGAUCAGUAACAAGACAAGCCCUGCUUCCAUGUGCAGCUCGGCCUUUUCGUGUUUGUAACCAUGAUAGAAGCAGCCGAAGAGGAGUUGUGGCGAGCAGUUUACAGGAGCUUAUCAACAAGACCUUGGAUGCUUUAAUGAUAACUGCUGGGUUGAUGACACUGGUUCUAGACGAAGAUGGAACGGUGGUGGAUACUGAAGACUUCUUCCAGUCACUAGGGGAUAAUACACAACUCAUGCUUUUGGAGAAGGGACAGAAAUGGAAGCCAGGGCCAAAUUAUGGUAUUGCAACAAUACAGCAACCAAAGAGAAUGGGAGUAGCAAAUUUCACUUUGGAUUUGUACAAAUUGAAUCCUAAGGACUUCAUUGGUUGUCUGAAUAUUAAAGCUACCUUCUACGAAAUCUAUUCUGUGUCCUACGACAUCAAGUGCACGGGAGCAAAAAGUAUGCUAAGGAAGAUGCUUCGUUUUCUGUCACAGGUUGCCCAAGUAACAGGGCAACUUCUUCUCCACACCGGAACAUACAUACUACAAGUAAUGGGUGAUUAUGAAGAUGGUCUGCUUACGGAUGCCAAACACUAAAGCAAACAUAAGAGCCUUUUUAACUGUUUGUCUGUCCAGCCAACACUGUAAGCAGGUUUUGGGAAGGAGAGAUUGAGUUACACCUUAAUGUAUUAAAUAUCUCAAGUUUAGCUUGGUACAUAAAUAUACUUUAACGUUUAAGCUUUUAUUUAAGAUAAUGAUGUCAUAAUUGUAAGUAUGGUCGGAAUCUUUUUAAUGUACUAAAAUAUUUAAAUUUCCACUAGAAAGUGGUUCACCCAGAAUAGUCAUAUUACACCUCAGAGAAGUUCAACAUUAAUCUAAUUUCCAUUUAAAACUUUCUCAUUGUUGCUAAUCUAUAAAUAAAUGUCACAUCUCAG
Protobothrops mucrosquamatus (brown spotted pit viper) is the source of this 1027-nucleotide messenger RNA. It is a transcript of the gene CIDEA, whose product is annotated as cell death inducing DFFA like effector a. Lineage: Eukaryota; Metazoa; Chordata; Lepidosauria; Squamata; Viperidae. Gene Ontology annotation, cellular component: lipid droplet. Bases 39 to 689 code for a protein of 216 amino acids. Gene Ontology annotation, biological process: lipid storage; apoptotic process; regulation of apoptotic process. The record is from RefSeq and is a predicted model, not a curated record. The transcript is spliced from 5 exons.